This is a messenger RNA of Dalotia coriaria, 638 nucleotides long. RefSeq names its product enhancer of rudimentary (gene e(r)). The transcript is spliced from 2 exons. Lineage: Eukaryota; Metazoa; Arthropoda; Insecta; Coleoptera; Staphylinidae. Bases 156 to 467 code for a protein of 103 amino acids. The record is from RefSeq and is a predicted model, not a curated record.
CUAGAGUUUUCGCUGUUUUUUCGCAUCGGUCGACGUAACCUGAAACCAAGAAACAUUCUCAUCUUAAAAAUUCAAUUUUCCUCCAUCCAACGAAUCUCUGGACGAUUUCUCAACAUAAAACCCAUUAAGACUUAUUCUACACUAGUAGACCCAUCAUGGCACACACGAUCCUCCUGGUGCAAUCCGGCAGUAAUCCACGAACACGCACGUAUUCCGACUACGAAUCAGUCAAUGAAUGCAUGGAGGGCGUCUGUAAGAUCUACGAAGCGCAUUUGAAGCGACGUAAUCCCAACACACCUACCAUAACUUAUGAUAUCUCACAAUUGUUUGAUUUUGUUGAUCAAUUGAGUGAUCUCAGUUGUUUAGUCUACCAGAAAUCAACCAAUACCUACGCCCCUUACAACAAGGACUGGAUCAAGGAGAAAAUUUACAUUUUAUUGCGGCAGGCGGCCGGGCGUUCGGACUGAUUUGACAUUAGAGCUAAUGUGAGGUUAGGUAUGUGUGACUUCAGAGACAAAAUUGUAUUAAAACACGUUAAUUUUAAGUUCUUCUAUGUUUACGACGCAAUUUCAGUGGAUCAUAUUUUUAUUAAUGUAUGCUAGUUAUAAGUUUAAUAAUUAAUAAAUAAUUUGAAUCUA